UUUCCGCCCAAAGAAAAAAUAUAUAAAAGGGUAAAUGUAAUGAAUGACUUCCACAUUGUGGUAAAGAACUUUACAAUUCAUUUAUUGUGUAAUUGAAAUCCCUAUCAAUCGCAGGUUUUUCUGCGAACAUGAGACGAUUCAUUCUUCUUGCCUUCGUUGGCACAUUGCUAAUGAAGAAUGUUACAUCAUCAAUUCAAUCAUAUCCUUCAAAUCUGGCAUGGUUGUUUGGUUUGAAUGAUAAAGUAAACGAUAGCAAAGAGGCCACAAAUGUGUGUAAAAACCAGGAGUGCGAAAAAAUUGCUAAGGUAAUAUCAGAGAGUAUGGACAAAUCUCUGGAUCCGUGUGACGAUUUCUACGAGUACGCUUGUGGAAAGUGGCCGGAACAUAAUCCUAUUCCAAAGGGAAGUCGUUCGUGGAGUUUAUUCCACAUGCUUCAAAAGAAUGUAGAACAACAAGUAGACGAUAUUUUAAAAGAAGGACCCAGAAACAGCGAUAUUUUGGCGGUGAAGCUUGCGAAAAGGUGGUAUGCGGUCUGCAUGAAUACAGAUGCGAUGGACAAGCAAGGGCUUGACCCAUUGGUUACCACUAUAUCGCGUAUAGGCGGCUGGCCGAUGAUAAUGGACCCGGACGAAUGGGACGAGCAAGAGUAUAGUUGGCAAAAAGUGGAUGAUAAAUAUUUACGCUUGACAGGAAAUAAUGUUUUUCACGACGUGCGCGUAAACAUAUAUAGUCCAAACAAGACCGUAAAGAUCGGUACUCCGCAUUUACCUCCGAAUUCAUUCAAACUAUGGAUUGGAAACUUAUACGAUAGUGACGAAAUAGAAGACGAGAAUGAUGACGACCCGAGUGACGAGCAGGAUAAUCAGAAGCUUGAAAGCGAGGAUGAUGACGAUGACAACAGCGAGAACAAUGACGAUGACAAUAGCGAUGACAAUACGAACGAACAAAAUGAAGAUAAAGAAGCAAAAAAGAAAAUCAGCAAAAGAAAAUCUACAGGCAAGUUUAGUCAUAAAAAAAAUAAAAAUAUACAGCAUAAUAGAAAAACAAAGAGUGGCACCCCAAUUCUUAGAAAACACGAUAAUCAUAAGACGAAGAAACAAAGAGUAAAAAGACAAGCUACACCGACAAAGGUUCAUAGCAAACGCGCUCAGCAUCUUACUCAUCGCGACAAAUUGCGGAAGAGCAAAAGAAAUCAUGUAAGAAAAGCGCAGGACGAAGAGAGAACGAAGGAAACUUUGGAAAUGGUAUCUACAUCGACUACACCGCAAAUAACGGAAAAAACGAGUGAAGGCGAUGUAGACGAUGAAACCGCGCAACAGAUAUACGCUAAUUACAUUUCGAAAGUAGCUCGCGCUAUAGCUAAAGCGCGAGGCACUGAGGUCUCAGAAGAACACAUCGAUAAAGAUAUCGAAGAUAUGAUCAAGUUUCAAGUGAAACUAACGGAGAUUGUUUUGGACACUGAAUGGAAUGAAGACAUGGAACUAACGCUCAAUGAGUUUCAAGAAUGGUACGACAAAAAAGAGUCUAAAACCACUAAUAGCAAAAUUAAUUGGGUGUACAAAGUUGCGGAAUUAUUUGACGAAGCUCACGUGUCCGUGGAUGGAGAUUUAAAUCUAGAGAUUGGUUCAUCAGAUUAUUUUGAAGCUCUUGUCUCUUUGCUGGACGAGACGUCGAGACGAACGAUCGUGAAUUACAUACACUGGAACUAUCUGAGUAAAAUGAUAGAAACUACAACGAGUGAAAUGAGAAAAUUAUACUACGCAUGGGAAGAUUGGCAACAAUGGGAAGAAGAAGAUGAAGAAGAUGAAGAAAAUGAAGAUGAAGAAGAUGAAGAGGAAAGCGAAAGAGAAAGGAGAUCGUUCACUUGCCUGGGAAAAGCACAACUGCAUGACAUUCUAGCGUACGAGUAUGUAAAACGACAUUUCUCAGAUGAUAUUACGAAAACAGCAGAGGAUAUGGUUGAUGAUAUACAAAAGGAAGUGGAAUAUCAAAUUAAAAAAUCAGACUGGCUGGAUGAAGAUACUAAAGAUUAUGUUUUCGCGAAACUAGUGAACAUGAAGAAAUUUAUUGGAUAUCCAGAUUGGUAUAGAAAUAAUACUAUCGUUAAACGAUAUUUUCAAGGACUCAUUAUCGGCAAUUCGUAUUACGAGAAUACACUUAGCUACAGUAGAUAUAGUAAAUGGAAGCAGCUACGGGAAUUAAAGAAGGAUGAGGAUGAUGAUGAUAUAUGGUGGAUGAGCCCUUUGACAGUAAACGCCUUUUUCUCUCCGGACGCAAAUUCCAUAAUGCUUUCGGCGGCGGAUUUCCAGAGUCCAUUUUUCGCUUAUGGUCGACCACAAGCUAUUAAUUAUGGUAUUGUUGGAGUUAUCAUGGCUCACGAAGUUAAUCACGGAUUCGAUGAUGAUGGGAUUUUAUAUGAUAAGAACGGUGACUUCGUGGAAUGGUUAUCUAUAAUGUCCCAAGAAUACAGCAAGAAAGCAAGCUGUUUUGUAGAGCAAUUUAAUAAUUAUCCCAUUGAAAAAAAUUCAAAUAAGAAAAUAGAGAACUAUGGCAAUCAAACGUCGGGUGAGAAUAUCGCGGAUACAAUGGGAUUACAGGCAUCAUUCCGAGCUUAUCAAAGAAGAGAAAGAGAGUGCGGAAAACCGGAUACCGUAUUGCCGGGCUUGGAAGAAGUCACUAACGAUCAGCUCUUCUUCCUAUCCUUUGCCAAUGUAUGGUGCGAAGCUACUACUGAUUCGAAUAUUACUGAGAGAUAUGCCAGAAUGGAUGUACAUAGUACCGGACGUUUGAGGGUGAUAGGCUCUGUUUCGAAUUCAGAAGACUUCGCCAAGGCUUUCAGUUGCCCUGUUGGUAGUGCAAUGAAUCCCGAAAGAAAAUGUAAUAUCUGGAAGUAGGAAUCUUAUAAAUCAAACUUGUUCUUCAAUACAUAUAUAAAAAUAUUCAACAAAAAUAUUUAUCCAUGUAUCGAUAUACACGAAUAUACGAUGAUUAAACUUACGCACAUCGUGUAAAAAAGAUUUAUCCUUU
Messenger RNA from Formica exsecta, 3027 nucleotides. RefSeq names its product neprilysin-like. The record is from RefSeq and is a predicted model, not a curated record. Lineage: Eukaryota; Metazoa; Arthropoda; Insecta; Hymenoptera; Formicidae. The transcript has 19 exons. Gene Ontology annotation, biological process: protein processing. Gene Ontology annotation, cellular component: plasma membrane. Bases 129 to 2894 code for a protein of 921 amino acids. Gene Ontology annotation, molecular function: metalloendopeptidase activity.